Messenger RNA from Fusarium falciforme, 1212 nucleotides. RefSeq lists its product as hypothetical. NCBI's taxonomy places the organism in Eukaryota, Fungi, Ascomycota, Sordariomycetes, Hypocreales, Nectriaceae. The transcript has 5 exons. The record is from RefSeq and is a predicted model, not a curated record. Bases 1 to 1212 code for a protein of 403 amino acids.
AUGGCCCUGGACCCUUUGACAGCCUUUACGGUCGAGGCUUGGACGUAUUUGGGGCUUAGCCUCAUUGUCGUGGCCAUUCGCUUCGGUGCUCGAUGGCGUUGGAUGGGCCUUGGAGGCUUGGCUCCCGAUGACUACCUCAUGGUUUUAGCUGGACUUCUGUUUACGGCAGAAACUGCAACGGCACAUUUCGUUGGAGCUUACUGGCAAGGACUGGCCAACAAUGCCAUGACGGACGAGCAACGUGCAGGCCUCGACCCCGACAGCGACGAAUAUUACCGACGAGUCCAUGGAUCGCAGACGCAGCUAUUCGGUUGGCUGGUGUAUACCGUGCUGCUCUGGUGCCUCAAGCUAUGCUGGCUGUUCUUCUUCAAGCGCCUCGGAGAUGGCGUCGACAACAUGACGCUCAAGAUCAACAUUGGCUUUGCAAUUGUCGGGGUGACGUUCUUUGGAACUUUUUUCACCAUUCUGUGUUCAUGCUGGCCCAUUUACAAGAAGUGGCAGAUCUACCCUGAUCCUGGAAAUACUUGCUAUCCUGCCGUCUCGCACGUCCAGGCUUGGACCUUGAUCUGGACAAACUUGAGCACUGACCUGUACAUCAUGUCUAUCCCUCUACCGAUGGUCUGGAACGCCAACAUUCCCAGAGCAAAGAAGAUUGCUCUCAUCGUCAUCUUCUGUGGUGGUCUCAUCACAGCAGUCUUUGGAGGCCUUCGAUGCGGUUACGUUCUCCAGGGUGGCGUAGAAGGUCCCCAACGAGCUGGAGAGUGGUCCUGCCGAGAGUCUUUCGUGGCUAUGGUUGUGACUAACCUGCCUGUUCUCACUCCUUUGAUCCAGCGUGGUGUGAGACGUGCACGCAUAGGAUAUUCGGGGUAUAACGGAUCUGGAUCGGCUGGGACUCCAGGCGUCAGUAAGGGCAGUAGUCGUUUCCAGCUUACGACUAUAGGUGGCAAGGGAAGAAAGAAGGCCGCCUUUAAGCAUCCUCUGUCGUUGCCCGGGGAAACUUUUUACGAACGAUAUGGCUCUGAGGAAGAGAUUGUCGAAGGAGGUCAGAAUCCGAAAAGCGCGACAAACCCAGACUCGGAGUCAUAUCGAAAGAAUGAUGGUAAGGGUGGCGAGGAAAUUGUAGUGACAACGCAGUGGAAUGUCGAGCAUCAGGAGUCGGAACGCCAUGAAGUGGACAGGGAGAGUAAGAAGUUUGUUACAGCCGGCUACUGA